Messenger RNA from Spirometra erinaceieuropaei, 2045 nucleotides. The record is from the annotation of a GenBank genome assembly. Lineage: Eukaryota; Metazoa; Platyhelminthes; Cestoda; Diphyllobothriidea; Diphyllobothriidae.
AUGGUCUCCCGGCUUGGUGACGCCGUUUGUACUUUGCGGCGAUGUGAGCUGCGCCACCUGGCUGCGUGGGCGGAGCGCGUGAUAACACGCAGGGAAAUCAAUGUGUUUAUUGGUAGAGUUGGUGUCCGACAGCCACGCCUCCAACAGCUCUCGCCCUGUCUUGUUGCCGGCUCGCGCCAAUAUCCGCGUGUUGACGAAGUCGAACUCAUGGCUUUCCUCCAGCGUGUGAGUGGCGACUUGAGAUAGUCAGUCGCCUCUCCGAACGGCCCGUUUGUGCUCAAGUGUUCGUGAGCUGAGACGUCGUCCUGUUUGGCCUGUGUAGUGGCAAGGACGGUUAUGGCACGGGAUUUGAUAGACUACGCCCGACUGCUCACCUGCGUCCAGCUGAUCCUUCAUUUUUAUGAUCCUGCUACGCAUGGUAGACGUCGGAUGAUGGGCGAUGUCCACGCCUAACUCUGACGCAAUGCGCUCUGUAGUCUCGAACACAUUCUUUAUGUACGGUAGGGAGUGCCAACUUGUUGGUGUCUCUCUUCGCUGAUGUAUUCGUGUUAGAUAAACUGCAUCUAAGCGGUUGCAGCAAUGCUUACCGGAUAAACAAAUUAAUCGACGCUUAUUUCAUCCAGACUUGCAUAGGGAACAGAGAUAGUGUUAGAGUUUCAGGUGCAUGUAUGAGUAAGGAAGUAGGUGACGGUCAGGCGUCGAAACAAUUUAUUAUUCUGACCAUUUGAACUCGUGCAGGAAAUUAUCGUCAGAGAUGACAACAGCAGCAGAACAAGCAACAGUUAUAAGGGGUGCGAACCACUGAAGCCAAGGUCUGGAUGUGACUUCGCAGGACUGAGUGUGCUGGUUCCAGAUCGAUACAUCGAUUGACUGGGUCCUCAUCCGAUGGCCAGGCUUCAAGCGAUUCUCGACUUGUCUUGAUUUCGGUAUGAGAGAUUAUCUUGGCGGCUGCAAAGUUGAACACAUGACUUGUUUCGCAGGUGCGACAACUAAUCGUCCCGUCGCACAACCAACUUAUGUUCGCGUAUGCGCGAUCCGAGUAUGGGUCUAAUUUGUCCUGUAUGGUUACAAUUAUAGUCUAGGCACAGGAUGUGCUAAAUUAACCCAGACAGCUUCCUUGGAUUUAAUCGUAUCUUGGUUUUGCUGACCCCACUACGGAUGGUAGCUUUGGACUGGUGUACGAUUCCAGCAGCGCGCGCGGUCGCCUCGAGACAAGAUUACUUGGGCGACGUAUCGUUGCCAUCAACUCCAUCAUCAUCGGUAAGGUUCACAAAGCUAUGCGACACAAGUUCUUUUUAGGAAUCUUCAUCAGAAUUAGACACCAGCUCCACAAUUCCUAAGGGGCAAUCUCCAAAUCUUUCAAGGAAGUUUUUGUUUUUGCUAAUACGUAUAUACAUUUCAGAUGGGCAUCCAAUUAGCAGCACGCCGAAGCGAAAGCGACGGCGACGUGACUACUCACACUCCGACCGCAAACAUAGAAAACAAAAGCAAAGGGAGUGUCAGACGCGUCUUACAGGCUUAAUUUGGUAAACAGUGUUUGUUAUUAAUAAUAACCGGAUUCAGGUUGCCUACCUCUCGGCCAUGGGGUGUGACACAGUUUCCGCUUUUGCGGAAAGAAUAUUCUUCACCCUUUUUUCCGAAGACGUGGACGAGUUCCUAACUUUUUACAGAAGAAAGGCUGGUACUCGGGGCUUAUUUGACAGUCCCGUUUAUUCUGUAAUCCUGGGUAGGAUUUGCAAUUAGACCAAAUAAAUAAUCACAUUCUAGAGGUAUUCAGUGGGUGGAAUAAAGACCACCGUUCUGACCGCCAGCAGUUCGAAAAUGCAUUUAAAAAUGCAUUUAAGAAGGGUCACGACCGAUAUCAACGGAAAUGCCAUAGGGCUUCCUCCAGCAGGCAUUCACAAGGUAUGUUUUACUACAUUUAUGUUACCAUUAAGUACCAAAAGGCAUAAUAUGUUUGCUUACCACUGCGAAAUCUUUCCCUUUUAGACCCCGCGACGACUAUCACAGACUCCACCAUUGACAACGGGGACAACCAGCAAUAG